Messenger RNA from Colletotrichum karsti, 1104 nucleotides. RefSeq lists its product as uncharacterized. The record is from RefSeq and is a predicted model, not a curated record. Bases 1 to 1104 code for a protein of 367 amino acids. NCBI's taxonomy places the organism in Eukaryota, Fungi, Ascomycota, Sordariomycetes, Glomerellales, Glomerellaceae. The transcript is spliced from 3 exons.
AUGGCGGAAGCGAUCGGAAUCGCCUCCGGCGCCAUCGCUUUCGCCGACUUCGCGGGCAAAGCCAUCUCAUUAUCCAUCAAGCUCAAGCUCUUGUGGGACGAGGUCAAGGAAGUCCCCGCCUUCCUGCUGGAAAAGGUCGAGGAGCUCCAAGAUCUCGGCGAGCUCCUCAGCCACGCCGAAAGACAGGCCGCCGACGAGCUGGCGCCCGCCUCCGUGUGGAGCACCGCGGCCAUGCAGAAGGCCAUCGGCAGGGCGCGCGCUGCUAUGGGUGACCUGCAGCAGGCGGUCGAUGUGCUCUAUGCUCAGGUCGUUGACAAGCGGCGACACAAGCGGAGGUUCGCGGCGGCCAGGGUGGUGAUCCAGAAGAACGAUUUGGAGAUGAUGGAGAAGAAGCUCGAUCAGGCUCUGCGUCGUUAUCAAAUGGCGCAGAAUCUGUAUCUCGUAUCAUGCGCGUCAAUAAUGGUCGACCACCUUUCGCAACCAAGGACUGCUACGGAAACAGCACUUGUCAGACAGGAUAACUCAGUCGCAACAGAAUUGGCCAGUAGUCUCGCCGUUGCCAAGCCUGCUACUGUCGAGGCAAUCAUAUCGGACGCUGUUGUCAUCUCAACCGGCUCGACCGUGCUUGGGAGAAUACACAUGGGCUUUGGAGAGAAGGGUUAUCGGGUCUCCAUGAGAACACCCGCGUGGCUCGGCGGCGCUGUCUAUGCCAUUAUGGCUAAGAGAAGCAUCAUGGGUUGGCAACUCAACCUGUCCACCUACGCCGUCGUCCCAAUACAUCCGCAGGAACUUAUCGCCGCCGUAAAGGCCGACGACGUUACCGGACUGCAAAAACAGCUGUGCGGAAUGAACUUGACACCAUUCGUUCACGACCAAAACGGCCUGAAUUUACUGCAUUAUGCCGUCACGAACGAAGCCAUGGAAACCACCAAGUGGCUUUUGAUGUCCGGAUUGCCCCCGGGCUCCUAUGAAGAAGUGGACAUCUCGGAUACUUCUGAGUUUUGCAUCGUGUUCGUAUACUUCCUUUCCCCGAGUACCACAAAGUCAAGGACAACGACUUCUGACGACGUCCUCAAGCACUCCUCUGGAAAAGCUGCUGUUUAA